This is a messenger RNA of Lytechinus pictus (painted urchin), 2030 nucleotides long. Its product is annotated as putative ferric-chelate reductase 1. NCBI's taxonomy places the organism in Eukaryota, Metazoa, Echinodermata, Echinoidea, Temnopleuroida, Toxopneustidae. Gene Ontology annotation, cellular component: membrane. The transcript has 4 exons. The record is from RefSeq and is a predicted model, not a curated record. Bases 600 to 1037 code for a protein of 145 amino acids.
UCAUUCACUUAAACCUGUUGUAGACUCAAAUGAGUAUUAUAAUAACACACUUACAACAGAUCAUGUUUAUACCAAUGUCCAACACGAAGCGGUACCGUAAAGGGAGCAUAUUCCAAACCAUUCGCCUGCCAUGCCCAUUCAUUAUUGGAAGCAGUAAGAACCCGGAGUAAGAUCAAAAGAAAAGUUGAAACUACCCUGUUGGGAUUCUCUUCGCACCAAGUCGUCCCACCGAGGAAUUAAUGAGAGCUAUAGUGACAACAAAGGCUCAUACCUAUAUCAUUGAAUAAAUUAACUAUUGCUGAUAAACUGUCGAGAGGGGCCUCGAUUUCAACAAAUUUAGCACAUUAAGUAUCGCAUCGCGAGUUUUCAUCAUCCUCAGCGAACGCCCCUGUCAUUCAGAUAAGCUACAUCCUUGCCGGGAGUCCUUCAAGGAUGUCUUCUGCCACCAUUUCCUCUUUAUGUUCGCUCAUCUUCUUACUGUCGGCCUUCCAUGUGGACUGCUAUCCUCGUGGUUCCCCGUGGACGGGCUGUGCUGCUGGGAAUCCUGUCCACCGCACGAGCGCAAGUAACUAUUCCCAGCUGUACGAGCUCCAGCCAGCAUGAGUGACCCUUUCAGAUUCACCGCUGAUUCUGCCUUCUACGAACCAGGUGAAAGUCUGAGAGUGACAAUCUCUGGUGAGAACGGAACUGUCUUCAAGGGCUUCUUUCUACAGGCUCGGAUCCAUGGCACACGAACAGCAGUUGGUGAAUUUACGGACCCACCGGCCCUCUCCCAGUUUGGGCAGUGUGAAACUCCAAGCGACUCAGUAACCCAUACUGGUAAAGACGAAAAAGAGGCACUCACCUUCCAGUGGAUUGCUCCCAAAAAAUGUGCAGGGAACAUAACAUUCAUAGGAUCGGUAGCCCUCGGUCAUUCAACUUUCUACGUCGACAUGACGUCAUCCGUAAUCACAUGCAAAGCUGGAUGUCUUCAAGUCAACAUCGGUGUACUGGUCAUCUCUUUGAUGGUUGCACUGUUUUACAAGACAUCGGAAUGAUUAUAGACGAUACGUAAUAUACGCACUCUAGAAUUACAGGAAUCUGCAUUGUGCACUAUUAAUUAACAUCACUGUAAUAGGAAAAAUGAGAACUACAUCCGGGGGAAAAAAUCCCAGUCAUAAAUCUAAUGAAUUGUAUACUUCCAUAUCAUAUAUCAUUCAUCAGACUCUAUGAUAGCUACGUUCGGAUCUUGUGAUUUCCAGCAUAGUUUAUCACCUCCUUUUAAAGUGUUAACGUUUACAGUGUACAAUUUAUUCUUGGUACCCUGUAUGUUUUUCACUGCAUUUUUGUAUUCUGUAUAAUUUAUCAAAAAAUUGGUAUCACUCUUAAUCUCAUUUUCUAUUCAAUUUGCUUGUUCUUAUAUUCUUAACGUAACUCUAAAUCGUAGAUUUUAACAGAAUACAUAGCUUAACUUUCAAGAAUGCAAAGGCAAAGAUUUCGAUUGCUUUUAUAUUUCAGUUCAAAUCAACUUAUUAUUUUUUAACUUUCUCUUAUAGCGAACAUACUUGGUAUUAUUCAUUUUUAUAUAGGAUGGGGUAGAUAUUCGGACACUUGAGUGAAUGAAAACCCUUUUUCCGGUUCGAUUUUACUGAUAAAAACUACUCCGGGCUAAAAUAUUUUUAUCUAAAUAAAUACAGUAAAAUUCACAAAGCAUAUUGCUGAAAAUUUCAUCAAAGUCUGAUAACAAAUAGCGAAGUUAUUGAUUUUUCUUUAAAGUUUAGCAAUAUAUUGUGAAAACGGUUAUAUGUAUGUUGUCAUGAAUAUUCAUUAGGUGGGCUGAUGAUGUCACAUUCCCACUUUCUCUUUCUUAUGUUAUUACACGAAAUCAAAAUUGUUUAAUUUUUUUUGUACAUGUGUGAAUGAUAUGUCUACUUUUUAAUGAAAUAAAUUGAAACAAUGAAUAUUUAAUUCAUUAAAUCAGUUGUCAUUCAAAUUUUGGGGUUCUUGAGGGGGAAAAAUGAACAAACCUAAUUUCAUGUAAUAAGAUAAAA